GCUUUGGAUCUCGAUCCCUGCCUGUAUCUUCCGUGAGAGGGUGUGUGUGUGUGUGUGUGUGUGUUUGGAAUUCGGGCAGAGCUCAGCGCUGCACACGGACGGAAGUUUCGAGGCUGAAUUUGUGUUGUUUCUCGGAGAGGUCGAACAAAAAGGUUUGGACAUUUGGCUUUGAUUGAGCCGACGCCUCAAUGAUGGCAAUGCAAAUGGGUGAGCGUGAUGGUGUGGUGAAGGUUACAGAGUGGCAGAAAACGUAUUAUACGGCAGAUUCAGGCAUCCAGUCAGGAGCCACCACAGUGCGUACAGACAAUGAAGGGCCGGAAUACAGCAAGUCCUACACCUUCACCUCCACUGUUAACGAGCACCCUGCAGACCUGGACUCUCAGUACACCAUGACCCGGGCUCAGCGCGUGAGGCAGGCCAUGUUCCCCGAGACCAUGGUGGAGGGGACGACCAUUUUGUCCACCCAGAUGGAAUCGUCCCAGCAGACCAACGUCCAGAAGCUGGCCGAGCCUUCACAAAUGCUCAAGACGGCCAUCAUUCACCUGAUUAACUACCAGGACGAUGCAGAGCUCGCGACCCGCGCCGUUCCUGAACUCACCAAGCUCCUCAAUGAUGAUGACCAGGUGGUGGUGAACAAAGCAGCGCAGAUAGUGAACCAGCUGACUCGGAAAGAGGCGUCCCGGCGUGCCCUGAUGCAGUCUCCUCAGAUGGUGGCGGCUGUGGUGAGGGCCAUGCAGAACACCAACGACAUGGAGACGGCUCGCGCCACCGCCAGCAUCCUACACAACUUGUCGCACCAGCGCGAGGGCCUACUGGCCAUCUUCAAAUCGGGAGGAAUUCCCGCGUUGGUGCGCAUGCUCAGCUCUCCUUUGGAGCCUGUGUUGUUCUACGCCAUCACCACGCUCCACAACCUGCUUCUGCACCAGGAGGGGGCCAAGAUGGCCGUACGUCUGGCUGAUGGUCUGCAGAGAAUGGUGCCGCUGCUGAAGAAGAGCAACCAGAAGUUUCUGGCCAUUACAACAGAUUGCCUUCAACUUCUCUCUUAUGGCAACCAGGAGAGCAAGUUGAUCAUCCUUGCUAAUGGAGGCCCCGAGGCCCUGGUGCAGAUAAUGGCGAACUACUCCUACGAGAGGUUGCUCUGGACCACCAGCCGUGUGCUGAAAGUGCUGUCAGUGUGUCCUAGCAACAAGCCGGCCAUCGUGGAAGCCGGUGGAAUGCGUUGUCUGGGGAAGCACCUGACUGGCUCAAGCCAGCGGCUGACACAAAACUGCCUGUGGACUCUGAGAAACCUUUCUGAUGCUGCCACCAAACAGGACGGCCUGGAAGGACUGCUGGCGCUGUUGAUCGACCUCCUUGCCACAGACGACCUGAACAUGCUGGCUUGCGUCUCGGGCACGCUGUCGAAUCUGACGUGCAAUAACGCCCGCAACAAGACCUUUGUGGGCCAGAACAACGGCGUGGAGGCUCUGAUCCACACGCUGGUCCGCGCCGGAAACAAGGAGGACGUGGCCGAGCCUGCCACCUGCGCCCUGCGCCACCUCACCAGCCGCCACCAAGAUGCCGAGCUGGCGCAGAACGCCGUGCGCGAACACUACGGCAUCCCGCCCAUCAUCAAACUGCUCAACAAGCCGCACUACUGGCCCGUUGUCAAGGCUGUGGUGGGUCUAAUCCGUAACCUGGCGCUGUGCCCGGCCAAUCAGGCUCCUCUCCGAGACGCCGACGCCAUUCCCAAACUCGUCAAUCUGCUGAAAAAUGCCCACCAGGAUGCUCAGAAGCACGGCUCCUCCAACCAGCAGACUUACCAGGAUGGGGUGAGAAUGGAGGAGAUUGUAGAAGGCUGCACAGGAGCGCUUCAUAUCCUGGCCAGAGAUCGCACGAACCGAGCCAUGAUCACCGACAUGAACACCAUUCCACUGUUCGUGCAGUUGCUCUACUCUCCUGGCGAUAACAUCAAGCGGGUGGCCACUGGUGUGCUCUGUGAACUGGCUGUGGAUAAAAACGCAGCUGCCAUAAUUGAUAACGAGGGUGCCUCCAGCCCGCUUAUGGAUCUGCUGCACUCCAACAACGAGGGCAUCGCAACGUAUUCGGCUGCCGUGCUCUUCCGCAUCUCAGAGGACAAAAACGCAGACUACAGGAAGCGCAUGUCCGUGGAGCUCACGCACUCGCUGUUCAAGCACGACCCGGCCGCGUGGGAAUCGGCUCAGAGUACGAUGAUGGAUCCUGGAUAUAUACCCGAUGAUAUUGAGCCUCGCUUUGUCGGUGGCGGGUAUGGAUAUGAUCACAUGCAAACGGAGCUUGACAUGGCUGAUGAUUACCCACAGGCCUAUGACUCAAUGGCCAGAGGCUACAAUGAUGCUUGCUAACAGAAUUCUAAAUUUUCCCAGAUGAGCACUAACGGAGGAAACGCUUCACUUUGGAAGAGUUGCCUUGCAGAGCGGCAGCGUGGUUCCGCACACACACUACUGUACCAUAUGCAACGAUCACUGUGCUGUGAGGGGGAAGACCCACAUAUUACUCAACACUGCCUUUCUCAUGGAAACACACCUUCUCUUACCUUUUUGUUUUUGUAGAAAAUGUAUUUUAGGGCUUAUCGGGGGUUUGGAAAGUCGUUAGACGAAGAGGACUGGUAAUCUACCAAAGAGAUUUUAUCGGGACACGGUUGUCCAUUACACUUUUUUUUUUUUUUUACACAAAUAUGCACACACACGUGAUGGUGGGAAAAAAAGCACAGAGACGGAAAAGCGAAUCUCUGGUCCCCUUUAAAGCUUCAAAUGGGUUUCAGUGGGACAUCAAUUUACAGCACGUCUGCUUGUGAUUAUUAACUCGAGCUUUUUAUAGUUUGUGCCAUAAUAAUGGACGUGUAAACUCUAAUCUAUUUCCUGCAAUCAGUCCCGUGUAAACAGUAGCAGCUUUAAGCUUUUUUUCUGCAGAGCAACUACAACUUCAAAUCAUCGUACUUUAUAAAUAGUUUUCAGGACGUUCCUGUUCUUUUGUUAUUGAUUUACAGCGUCAUGUUUAUAACUUGCCUUCUAAUAGAUUCACGUUCUUAUAACACUACGGAGCGGUGGGUUCUGCACGGCAGGCUGCAGGGUUCCAGACCAGAGUCCUUUUUUUUUUUGCCCCUGCGUUAAUUUUAGAUUUCUGUUUUUUCUGAUUAAAAAGGAGUCGAACCCGAACGCUGGAUGUGCGACGGUUGUCUUUAUAGUGUUUCUACUUACAACCUACUUUAUAACAAAAAAAACUACAAAAUAAACAAAUAACUGAUGAA
Messenger RNA from Silurus meridionalis, 3268 nucleotides. RefSeq names its product junction plakoglobin a (gene jupa). Bases 189 to 2363 code for a protein of 724 amino acids. The record is from RefSeq and is a predicted model, not a curated record. NCBI's taxonomy places the organism in Eukaryota, Metazoa, Chordata, Actinopteri, Siluriformes, Siluridae. Gene Ontology annotation, biological process: positive regulation of transcription by RNA polymerase II; cell adhesion. The transcript is spliced from 16 exons. Gene Ontology annotation, cellular component: adherens junction; catenin complex. Gene Ontology annotation, molecular function: alpha-catenin binding; cadherin binding; transcription coactivator activity.